AACCUAACAAACACAACCACAGCACUUUAUCGUCUGAAGUUUGAACCACUGGCACUUUAAUGUGAACUACAGUCUACGGCUCUGCUUCUUGCCACCGAGAGACACAGAGAGAGAGAGAGAGAGAGAGAGAUGGAAUGUUUGCUUCUCUGCAGUUCGACCCCUUCAAUUCUUCCGUUUCGAAAAGCCGUAACAUUUCCCAACGGUCACCAUUUUCCCUCCAAUUUUAGAAACCCAGAAUUGUUUUCCUCUUCUCUUUCAAGUCUGAAUUAUACAAAUUGCAGAGAGAGAAUCGGGGUGGACGCUCCUCUUUCCAGUACUUCGGCUUAUGUCGUCCUCGGCGUUGAGCCUGACUGUUCUGCCGCCGAGCUCAAAGCCGCUUUCCGAGCUAAAGUGAAGCAAUUCCAUCCUGACGUGAACAGAGAUGGGCCAGAUUCUGAUACAAUGAUUCGCCGAGUCAUCCAGGCAUAUGAGAUAAUAUGUGUGCAGAUGUUAUCAAACUACAGUCGAUCAGAGAUCAUCGAGAGGGAAUGUUUAGAUCCCUUCGAAAAUCCAGAAUGUGAAGCAUUUGAUCUCUUUGUUAAUGAGGUUCUCUGUCUUGGCAAAGGCUGUCCAUAUUCUUGUGUAAAAGGGGCCCCUCAUGCCUUCACAUAUGCUUCCACCGGAACUGCUAGGGUAUCUUCACAAGGACAUGAUGAUGAUUACCAAGUUCAGAUGGCGGUGGGUCAGUGCCCAAGAAGUUGUAUUUAUUACGUUACACCUUCGCAGAGAAUUAUCUUAGAGGAGCUACUGGACAGUAUCUUGAACAAGCCUUAUGAUACAUCAGCCGAGGCAGAAUUGCUUUAUUCUCUUAUGGCAAAAGCCAAGUUUGAGAACAAUCGAUACCAAAAGCCAAAGAAGCAACCCAAAACUUCAACCAAACAUGUUGAUUGGUUUUGACAUUUGGACUACGGGUUUGUAUGUGGCUUUGAUUUUUAUUACCAAAUUCACCAAACAGCACUCUGCUUAUAGGAGAAAAGGGAAGCCGAUACUGCUUUCAGAUGUUAGUAGGAGUCUUGUUGUCAAGUGCAUGUACAUAAGAAAAGCCAAGGGACAAAAUAUAUUUUUGUUUGUGUAAUGAAGUCAUAACACCAUAUUUUUGAAGGAAAUGUUUGUAAAUAUUGUAAGUUUCUGUU
Juglans microcarpa x Juglans regia is the source of this 1172-nucleotide messenger RNA. RefSeq lists its product as uncharacterized. The record is from RefSeq and is a predicted model, not a curated record. The coding region runs from base 130 to 936 and encodes 268 amino acids. Lineage: Eukaryota; Viridiplantae; Streptophyta; Magnoliopsida; Fagales; Juglandaceae. The transcript is spliced from 7 exons.